This is a messenger RNA of Penicillium canescens, 831 nucleotides long. Its product is annotated as WD40 repeat domain-containing protein. Gene Ontology annotation, molecular function: protein binding. The record is from RefSeq and is a predicted model, not a curated record. The coding region runs from base 1 to 831 and encodes 276 amino acids. Lineage: Eukaryota; Fungi; Ascomycota; Eurotiomycetes; Eurotiales; Aspergillaceae. Gene Ontology annotation, cellular component: transcription repressor complex; nucleus. The transcript has 2 exons. Gene Ontology annotation, biological process: negative regulation of transcription by RNA polymerase II.
AUGGCACCAAACCUCAAAACCCCACAUCUCGAGCAUAUUCAUCAUAUGAUCCAAAAUGGCCUAUGCCGCCGGCUGCUGGCGUCUGGCUCCCUUGAUAAAACGCUGCGGUUCUGGGACACGGCUACGGGCAGCCUACAGCAGACCCUGAUGGGCCAUUCCGGAUCGGUUCACUCGGUGGCCUUCUCGCCUGACGGCCGGCUGCUGGCGUCUGGCUCCGGUGAUAACACAGUGCGGCUCUGGGACCCGGUGACGGACGCGCCGCACCAGGCUCUCGAGGGCCAUUCCGGUUGGGUUCGGUCGGUAGCCUUCUCGCCGGACGGCCGGUUGCUGGCGUCCGGUUCAUAUGAUUAUACUGUGCGGCUCUGGGACACAGCUACGGGCGGCCUACAGCAGAUCCUCGAAGGCCAUUCGGAAUCGGUUCACUCGGUGGCCUUCUUGCCUGACGGCCGGCUGUUGGCGUCUGGCUCCAAUGAUAAGACCGUGCGGCUCUGGGACUCGGCGACGGGAGCACUGCACCAGGCCUGGAGUCUCAAAGGACUUACUACAACCCUUACAUUCUCCACGGACGGUUCAUACCUAAAGACAGACUUGGGCUCCCUCCACGUUCAGUCUAGGGGUGACAAUCAUACUCCUGGUCCACCUUAUGUCAAUCUGGCAAUCUACAUCGAGCAAGGGAAAUGGAUAAUAUUGAACGGCGAAAAGGUUCUAUGGCUUCCUGCAGAGUCUCGGUCUACGUGUUCUGCCACUAAUGGUACUGUAGCAGCAUCUCUCUUACCCAGAAAAAAUGCCGUGGUGAUCGCUCAGCUCUCAAGCGUUCUAUCCCAAUCCUGA